AUGACCAUGAGAUCUCAAUUCCACUUUCUCCUCACUCUCUUCUCUCUAUUUCCUUCAUCAUCUUUCUCCACCUGCAACCAUCUUGAUAAAAAAGGUCUCUUAUCAUUAUCAACCCAUCUCUCAUCCCCACCUUCAAAUCCCUUAAACUGGUCAUCUUCAUCAGAUUGCUGCAAUUGGGAAGGAAUCACUUGUAAUUCCGGCCCCCGCCGUCGAGUCACCGGAAUAAACCUACCUUCUAGAGGCCUCAAAGGUCACCUCACCUCCCUUAAUUUCUCUUCCUCACUCACUCAUCUCAUCAUCUUCAAUUUAAGCUUCAAUCUUCUCUCCGGACAAUUCCCAUCUUCUUCACCAUUUCCUCCCUCAAUCAAAACCCUCGAUUUAUCAAGCAAUUACUUUUCCGGCACCAUCAAAUCAUCCUUCUUUCACAACACGUUUAAGAAAGGUGAGUUCUUUAGCAUUGCUAAUAACAGCUUCUCCGGUUCGUUUCCCUUCUCUUCUGUAUGUGUCAGGUCCUUAGAUAUCUCUCGUAACAAAUUUAAUGGCGAGAUUUCAAAUAAUUCCUUCAUGGGUUGUCUCAAGAUUGAAGUUUUUCGAGCGGGUUUUAAUUCUUUAUCGGGAUUAUUCCCUCACUCUGUUUACAACCUUAGAAACCUCUCUGUUCUUGAACUUUAUGAAAACCAGUUCACCGGAAAUCUCUCCGACGAAAUUGGAAACCUGGAAAAGCUUGAGAAGCUGAUCAUUUUCAGCAACAAUCUAACCGGCUUAUUACCUCCUUCUCUAAUGAAUUGUGUAAAUCUCGUCGAGAUAAAUCUACGUAACAAUAAACUCGAAGGCGAUAUCUCCAGUUUGAAUUUCUCCAAACUAAAAAAACUCCGACUGCUAGACUUCGACGCCAACGAAUUCACCGGAAUGUUCCCCGAAAGUCUUCAAUUGUGCGAAUCAUUAGUCGCGAUUCGUCUCCCACAGAAUCACAUCAAAGGAGAGAUCUCAACCGGCAUGGUAAAACUUCCAUCUUUGGCACAUCUUUCAGUUUCGACUAAUAACCUGACGAACAUAAACCACGCUAUCAGUACUCUAAUGGGCUGCAAGAAUCUGAGCAUCGUCAUUCUCUCUCAGAAUUUCUUCGACAAAGAAAUGCCUGACAGUGAGGAAUUCAUGAAUCUCGGUGGAUUCCAGAAUCUAAAGCUUCUUAGUAUUGGCGGUUGCAGGCUCAAAGGGAAGAUACCCGGUUGGCUGAUGAACAUGAAGAAGCUUAAAGUACUCGAUCUUUCGUAUAACCAGUUAACAGGUCCCAUUCCUUUGUGGUUAGGAAGGCUGCCGAGUCUCUCCCACGUAGUUUUCACCGGAAAUCUCCUCUCCGGUGAGAUUCCGAUGGAAAUCACACAAAUCCCAAGCUUAACUUCCGAUGAUAACUCGUCGGAUUUCAAUAAUCUAUACUUACCCAUUUUUACAGGUCCAAACUAUCUGCAAUACAACCGGUUGUACAAUCUCCGGCCAGCUAUAAUUUUAAACGACAACAACCUUAGUGGUCGAAUACCCGUUGAGAUAGGACGGCUGCAGAGUAUUCACAUCUUGGACCUUAGCCAGAACAAACUGUCGGGGACAAUACCAGGCGAGCUUUCGAACAUCAAUAGGCUUGAAAUUGUAGACCUUUCUAGAAACAGUUUGUCGGGUGAGAUCCCGACGUCACUCGGGAGCCUGCAUUCGUUGUCAUCGUUUAAAGUAGCAUAUAAUCAUCUCCAGGGAAGAAUUCCGAUGUCAACUCAAUUUCAGACAUUUCCUAUCUCGUACUUUGAAGGAAAUCCUGAGCUUUGUGGAUCCCCUCUUCCAAAUGAAUGUCUUCCUCCAAAUGGGAAAAACGAAACCGGUGAAACCUUAGCUGAUCAUGAUCUUUACAUUAGCAUGGGAAUUGGCUAUUUCACGGGGCUGUUGAUUCUAUCCGCCACUUUGGUUUUCCAUGCAUCGUGGAGACAGGCAUAUUUCCUGUUUCUAUUCGAUCUUUUCUCAAAAAUAAGGGAGAAAUUGCGACAUAAUUCAUAG
Molecule: messenger RNA, 2040 nt
Organism: Impatiens glandulifera
Lineage: Eukaryota; Viridiplantae; Streptophyta; Magnoliopsida; Ericales; Balsaminaceae
Product: receptor-like protein 2
Exons: 1
Coding region: 1-2040 (679 amino acids)
Molecular function (GO): protein binding
Source: RefSeq, a predicted model, not a curated record